This is a messenger RNA of Cladocopium goreaui, 6732 nucleotides long. Lineage: Eukaryota; Dinophyceae; Suessiales; Symbiodiniaceae. The record is from the annotation of a GenBank genome assembly.
AUGCAUUUCGUUAACAUUUUUCAUGCUUCCAAUGCUUCCAAUGUCCGAGUGCCACGAAGGGCCGCCGACUUUGAGUCAGGUCUGUCUUUGGAAGACAUGCUGCAGCUGGCAGAGGAACGAGCCAAAAAUGCAAAGACUGCGGGGACGACCAAAACGACCAAAACGACCAAAACGACCAAAGCCAAGCGCCCUGAUGCAGCAGUUCCUGCAGUUCCUUCGGUUCCCUUGGUAGUGCCUGGGAAUCCAGAAAAGGUCGAAGAAGCGAUAGACGAGAUAGACGAGAUAGACGAGCCGGAAGAAACUCCGGUCUUAAUCCCGGAGGUCCUCAAUCGGAUCCCCAGCUUUGGACGACAACGACUGGAAGCAGCAGUGCUUCCCUGCGUAUUUUCUCCAAUUGAACAGGGAGAACGGCCCAUUGGUGUGGAGGUUGAGCUGAGAUUUUGGGAACCUGCUUACCAACUGUUAUGGCAAUAUGCGCAGAAGCGGACUGCUGGAGCUGUUGCAGUUCGUUUCAGCAAGGGUUCCCUUCGAAGAAGUCCUGAUGUUUUUGCCCUUUGGCCAGCUGAAAUGAAGGAUGGCAGCCUUCGCGGUUUAAACAUGGGGAUGUACAAUUUGUCGGUGAAGACGGUGCACCCAUUCCCUGUGAUUCGCUUAAUGCAGCUCCCUGGCGUUGAUGAGGCGGAUGGGCGGGACCCGCAAGAGCUGCAUGAUCACCUGAGAAGCCUCGAAACCCGUGAGCAACAAUCAGAUGCUCUUCAUCCCGUAGCCCAUUUGGCGCUCAAGUUGAAAAUGAUUCGAGUUUCCUCGGCAGUGAGUGGUGAAGAGAUUGCAGCCUUUGAUGCAGCGGACUUUGAAGGCAAGUCUGCCAAAGAUUUGAAGCAACGCCUGUCUACUCUGAUUCAAUGUUCCAGGUUCCGCCAGAAAUUGUAUACUGAAGAUCAGCAGGAACUUGGUGAUGAUGAACCCAUGGCCCCCAUGACUCUGCGCUUGGUGAUGCUGGAGUUCUGGCCCUCUGAUCCUGAGCAAGCCAAAGAACUGUCGCUUGCAUGUGAAGAGAACCAGCUAGAUGUGCUCGAAGCUCUACUGAAACGUCCUCUGAACCCAGAUCUCUCCAAGUCCGACUCCAAGAACUGGACUGCCCUGCAUGCGGCAGCCAUGCACCGGAGGGAGGACUGUGUCCGUUUGUUGUUGGAAGCAGGUGCUAACUGUGACCCGGUGGAUGAUGAUGAUGCCACUCCGCUCCAUGCAGCCGCCUGGAUGGGUUCCGUGGAGAUCGUCGAGCAGCUCUUGACCGCAGGAGCCGAAAAGGACCGUCGCACCGCGGACGACGCGCAGGCGACGCCUCUGCUGCUGGCGGCAGAGAAUGGCUUUGUCGAGGUCGUGGAACUGCUGUUGGAGCAAGGCGCCCAGAAAGAUGUGGCCACAACCGACACCGGGGAGACUGCGUUGCAUUUGGCGGCCAGCAAUCAGGACCACACGCUCGCAGAGUUGUUGCUUCAAUUUGGAGCUGAUCAAAACAAGGUCACCAAGAAUGGCGCCACAGCUUUGCAUGCUGCAGCAUGGGAGGAUUGUGCAAGCAUUGUCGAGCUGUUGCUAGAACAUGGCAGUGAACCGGAUGCUGCAACAACUGACAAUGGCGAGACUCCCUUGCAUUAUGCUGCUCGCAGGGGUUUUGAGUACAUUGCUCAACAGUUGACUGAGGUCUCGGUAGCGACGCCUCCGAAGAAGAAGAAGAAGCGAAAGUGGUCCACGCAUGUCCACGCGGUGCGUCCACCACGAAGCCGACAUGGAAAAAAGUUGCCGCAGUUGGUACCAUUUGGUAUCAUUCAGUUGAUCUCAGCCAGCCACUAUGGCUGUACAUUGCAGUACCCUGUUCAGAACAGCAGCGAGGCCAUGUCCCCUGCGGAUCGCCUGGCUCUCCUGCGCUGGAUGGCCAAUGGUGGCAAUGUUGCCAUUGAGCCCGAGCGUGUUCAGCAGGUGGCUGUCGUUGCACAUCCCGCCAUGGUCGCCAUGGAUUUGAAAGCGGACAGUCCCCAAAAUAUGCAGACCUUCGCCAUUUUACUGUGUUUCUUGAUCGGCCUUUCUCUUGGUUUGCUUGGAAGUGGUGGGUCCAUUCUCACAGUGCCUAUCUUGGUGUAUUUGUUACAUGUGGAUGCCAAGGAAGCCAUUGCGAUGUCCCUGGUGGUGGUGGGAGUUACCAGUGCAUCUGCCUUGAUUUCCCAUGCCCGCUCUGGAAAUGUGAAUUGGACAAUGGGUGCCAUCUUUGGAAUGGCUGGGAUGGCAGGGGCAUUUCUGGGUGGCAUCAUUGCUGGUUACAUUUCGGAGCAUUUUUUGAUGCUCAUCUUCGCAGGCAUGACCCUGGCCACUGCUACGGCCAUGCUGUGCAAGGACACGGCAGCCCAGUAUCAAGUCAUGCCUGCCAUACCUGCCAUAGCUCAUGAAUCUCAUGACUCAGACGAGAAUGAGAAUGAGUCGAAUGAACAUUCGGAGAAUGAAAAAGGUGAAGAGUUCUCCGACAAAGGUGCCUCUGGCUCUCGCAGGUCAUCCAGCCACAACUUACCACUGUCACUGUGGCGAAUUUUGUUGGAUGGCUUUCUGGUUGGCAUGGUUACUGGCAUGGUUGGUGCUGGAGGUGGAUUCUUGGUGGUUCCAGCCCUGGUCUUCCUUGGUGGUUUACAGAUGACGGAAGCGAUUGGAACCUCUUUGAUGGUGAUAUCUAUGAAAUGCUUUGCUGGUUACAUUGGGCAUGCGAGCCAUGCACAUAUCGACUUGCAUUUGACGCUCUUGGUGACUGUCAGUGCUGUGCUUGGAAGUUUUGCAGGUGGAUUUUGUGCCGAUUUUUUGCCUCAGGCCGUUCUACGUAAAGCCUUCGCCAUCUUUGUGUUGGUCAUCGGUACUUUGCAGCUCUGGAAGGAAUCCACUGACCUGAAAGAUCCGCUCGCUUCGCAGCUGGGCAUCUCCAGCCUCGUACGGGCGACUCAAGGAGCUCAAGGUCUUGAACUGCGAAGGCCGAGGCUGAAAUCUGCUGAAUCAUUGCUGAAUCCUGCCGUGCCACGACGGGGACAGCGGCAGGAUUUCAUCGUUCUUCUGGGGCAGGUGCUGGAUGAAUGCGGCUUUCAUGCAAUGGAAAUCACAAUGGAAAGUGCCACAGCGUCAGGUGUCAUCGAGGCAGCUGAAUGGCUUCUGCCCCUUUGGCUGCUCGGCAAGAAUAUGAUGCGCCGGCUCAAGGAUUACACGGUUGUGCCGGUUGUGCCUUGGGUUUGCGGCUGCACUUCGUGCUGCGUCGUGGAGUGUGAGACCGUUGGGGAGGGGAGGCCUCGGGAUUUCAAUCGAUCUGAGAUUCUGAGAUUGAAAUUUGAUCGAGGAGAGAGCGGCAAUUGCUGGACGAUGCCUUGCAGUGCUUGGCAAUGGGCCAUCAGCUCCUGGCGCAGCUCGAAGGCUUUGGCACUGCCUCGGCUCAAAGGAAUCGCCAUCUCGGCCUUCGGCGUGCACACAACGACCUUGUUGGAACCAGUCUUCGCAUUGAGAGAAGUGGUACCGGAGGACAUCUCCAUGGACAUGGCGCUCUUUGGGGCGACCCAUCCGGAUGCUGAGACUUUGCUUCCUCAGGUGUGCUCAGAAGGGCAACGCUCCAAGCGCUUGGGCUGCUACACGUCGAUCUAUCCCGAAGCAGAUUGGUGGAACGAUUUGCUUAGCAGACCUUUGCAACCGGCCUUGGAUGAGUUGGGAGAAAUCCUUGCAGAGGACCAGUUUGUCCGGGUAUCGGCGUUGCUGGUCUGUGGUGGUGGCGGAUCGCCCAUGCUUUGUUUGAUGUUGCGGAUGGUCACAGAUCUGCCGAUUCUCAUCACGCUGCAGGCUCCGCUGACCUUUCGAAUGCCCAGUGCCCACCAACCAUUUCUUGUGGGAUUAUUCCGUGAGAUUGCCAAACCAUCGGUAGCCAAAGUAGGCCCCACAGUCAUCAGCACAUCUUUGAUUUUUCUGCAAAGACAAGUGUGGGUUCAAACUGGCCGAUUGCUACCAGUGGUUCGGAAUCACAACUGGUAUGCCAUCCAUGCAGCAUCGCGAGGAGGUGGAGCCUCCGUGGAUGCCAAUGAAGUCUUAUUCUGGCAAAACCACGUGUCGCUGAAGGCGGAUGUGGCUGUUUGCCUUUUUCUGGUCAUGAAGCAGUUGGUGCCAGAUGUCAGUGCCUUUCCCUUCCGCAUGGUCUUCAAAAAUGUUCGGCGCCUGCCAUCGCAACGGGAAGGGCGGAAGGUCUACGGACUCUCAGCAUCAGACUCCAUGACCAAGUAUUCUGACCUUAGUGAUCGAUUUGCUGCAGCGGUGAUAUUUCCUCAUGAUAUUGGCAUAAUAUCUUUCGAUGACUUGUACGCUGUUGGCACCCCAAUCUUCUUGCCGGAACAAGAGAUGGUGGAGAACAUGGCUUAUGCUCAUUUGGUGAGCACAUCGAACUACCCAUGGACUGCCCGGGUCCGGGGUGCAGAAAUGAGGCUGGAACUGGCAGAGCUGCAUGGAGCUCAGUGGACCGGUGGGAGAGGUUGCAUCGUUUGGAAGACCUUGGAGGACAGGGACUCCAAGACCUUCGCCAGGUUCUACCGAGCUGCUCUCACACAGCUCUUAGGCGCCGAACACAGCAGUCCCAUCUCUGCAUCAGGUGACACCGAGGACACCGAUACUGAGUUCGAUGAUUUGCCGAUCCCACCUGGUGCUGAGGUUGGCAAACAUUAUGCCUUUGAACAGAGUUUGGGUCAGGGUGGCAUUGGACAAGUCAUUCAGGCUACCUGCCACCGUAGCAAUGCGAAGAGAGCGAUCAAGAUCAUGUCGCGAAAAUCGGAUCCUUCAGGAUUCGAAAUUGCUUUGAUGACCAAGUUGGAUCAUCCAAAUGUCCUGCGGCUCUUUGAGACCUUUGAGGAGCCUGCGGCUACCAACACUUUUCUCUCUGUAGAACUUUGCAAAGGUGGCCCACUCCCAAGCUAUGCGAAGGAGUUUUGGCCGCCGUUGGAAGAGGCUGCUGGUGCUGUCAUCAUGUGGCAGCUGCUGGGUGCCCUUCACUAUCUUCAAUCCCAGUCGUUGAGUCAUGGGGACAUUUGCCCUGCCAAUGUGUUGAUGCUUCAUUUCGAAAAACCGCCAGAACAAAAUGUCACCAAGUUGAUUGACUUCGGUGCUCAUGCUGGCAGCCGUACCUAUGACAUCCCAUCCGCUGGCUUGGUGAUGAGGGCUUUGCUUGGAUGGUGCUGUGGCGUGAAGACCUCUGGGAGAGAAGCAAGCAGCAAGGCCAGUGACACCUUCGUCUAUAGCGAGGGAGGCGUUGCAGUGCCCAUCAGCAAAGACGCUUCGGACUUGCUGAAUCGGUUCGCAGGAGCAGAGAGGGACUCCUCCUUCACUGCGGAGAAAGCCUUGAAGCACAACUGGUUUGUGCAUGCGAGGAGAGGUGAGGUGCCAGGGCGGAAGGCGAAGCCUCAACGAAGCCAAAAGCCUAAAGAUGUGGCAGAUGGCAAGGACGGCAAGGACGGCAAGGACAAGGCAAAGCUCAAACGUGCUCAGACGGCUGGAGACCUUUCCAGAGACAAGAGUCAAAGCCGAAAGGACAAGGACGAUUUCAAAAGUAAAGACACCAAAGGCAAAGAGCUGAGCAAAUCCGCGAGGGAUCUGACACGAGAUCAGCCGCGUGUGGCACCUGGUGGGUGGUGGGGAGCUGCACCACGGCUGACGAAUUUCAUUCCCAGACUGAGAACCUUUUGCAACGCGAACGGCUUACUUCGAAUGAUCCUCCUGGUGGCGGCGGAUACCGUUGAUGAGGAAGUCUUGGCACCACUUCGGGCAGCAUUUCAACGCAUGGAUGGUUGGUGCCCCGAUGGGCUUUUGACUGUGGAAGACUUGGAACAUCGACUGCCCAAACUGGGAUGUAAAGAUGUUCCAACCGACUUGUACCGACUACUCAUUGAGGCGGAUGUGGAUGGUGUUGGAGCUUUGGAUUUUACCACCUUCAUCGCUAUCACCAUUGGAAGCCAGGAGGUUCUCUCGACAGACUUGGGGGCAAAGACUUUCAAGAUUCUAGAUAGGGAUCAGGAUGGCACCAUCUCUGCCAAUGACCUUUCGGAGUUUUUGAAAAAGGUGCUUAAAGCUGAGGCCAUUAGGGAGUUGUUGCAAGAUGCAAUGGGCAAGAAACCUUUGAAUUUCCAAGGCUUCAUUGGUCUCCUCACGAAAGCCAGUAAGAUGGAAAGCGACUUCACGGAGCAGACCGCGACUUUCCAUUGCUUGAGCCCUGACGCUGUGUCGAGAAUGGAGCUGGCCAUAGCCACCUGUGAAGGAUCUGCACAUCCACUCCGCAGCGAAGCGAUCAAGGCCAAGCGCCGCAUCGUCGACUCGGAAGCACAGAAGAGGCGGAAAGAAGAAGAACAAAAGCGCAGGAGGAAGAAGCGAGAAGAAGAAAAAAAGGCCAGACGAAGGACAAAACCAAUGGAGCCUGUUCCAGAGCCCGACGAAACCCCUGAUCCAUUGACGCUGAGUCUCAUCAUCCAAGACAGCAGCGAUGGUUCAGAUAGUGGUCGGAGUCAGUCGGUAUCUCAGGCGUCUCGUGGUAGAACAGAUACAGGAGACACCGUGGGCACCGUGGGCACCGUGGGCACCGUGGGAACAGUCAACAGCAUGGGAAGUGUGGACUCUACCACCAUGACCAUGCAAGAGUUCGAUGAGAUACUCCGAAACAAUAGCAGAUUGAUGGUGACUUUGUGA